Molecule: messenger RNA, 1393 nt
Organism: Papilio polytes (common Mormon)
Lineage: Eukaryota; Metazoa; Arthropoda; Insecta; Lepidoptera; Papilionidae
Gene: Idh3a
Product: probable isocitrate dehydrogenase [NAD] subunit alpha, mitochondrial
Exons: 7
Coding region: 89-1060 (323 amino acids)
Biological process (GO): tricarboxylic acid cycle; isocitrate metabolic process
Cellular component (GO): mitochondrion
Molecular function (GO): magnesium ion binding; NAD binding; isocitrate dehydrogenase (NAD+) activity
Source: RefSeq, a predicted model, not a curated record
GAUCGCAAUAUCCUUCCCGCCCCGCUCCGCCUCAACGUCCGCGGAGUGAGUGCGCCGUUCAACAUCGUUUAAUCAAAAAUUUAAAGAAAUGGCUGCAAGAUUAAUCCGGAAAAUUGUUCCGACGGCCAAGUCUGGUGCGGCGCAGUACAGCAGCGGCGUACGGAAGGUGACGUUGAUCCCUGGACAUGGAAUUGGCCCUGAGAUUACUGUCGCAGUGCAGAAAAUCUUCGAGGCUGCUAAAGUUCCCAUCGAAUGGGACGAAGUCGAUGUGACAGCUGUUAGGAAGGGAUACCGUUCCUUGAACUUGGCACUCAGGAAGGAGUUUGACCUCUACGCUAAUGUCAGACCGUGUAAAAGUUUAGAUGGCAUAAAGACGUUGUAUGACAACGUUGACGUGGUAACAAUCAGAGAGAAUACAGAAGGAGAGUACUCCGGUAUCGAGCAUGAGAUAGUAGAUGGAGUGGUGCAGUCCAUUAAACUGAUCACGGAGGAAGCCAGCAAGCGAGUCGCUGAAUUCGCAUUCCAGUUCGCUAGGGACAACAAGAGGAAGAAGGUCACAGCUGUACACAAGGCCAAUAUCAUGCGUAUGUCAGACGGUCUGUUCUUGCGGUGUUGCCGCGACCUGGCCACCAAGUACCCUGAUAUCAAGUUUGAGGAGCGCUACCUCGACACCGUCUGUCUUAACAUGGUGCAAGACCCCUCCAAGUUUGAUGUGCUGGUGAUGCCCAAUCUGUACGGUGACAUAAUGUCGGACAUGUGUUCGGGUCUCGUCGGCGGGCUCGGACUCACGCCUUCGGGUAACAUCGGCAAGAACGGCGCACUCUUCGAAUCUGUGCACGGCACAGCUCCCGACAUCGCGGGCAAGGACAUGGCGAAUCCUACAGCCCUGUUGCUGUCCGCCAUCAUGAUGCUGCGACACCUGCAACUGAACGAGCACGCGGACCGCGUCCAGAACGCCUGCUACGAGGUACUCCGCGAAGGCAAGUCCCUCACCGGAGACCUGGGCGGCACAGGGAAAUGCAGCGAGUACACUAACGCCAUCAUCUCGAAACUAAAUUAAUUUUUUAUCUGUAUGCUGCGUUUUGACCUUGCAAAACUUGACUUCAUAAGAAGUAAAUAUUGUGAUCGUGAGAUUUGAUGACUAUAUUAUUGUAAUUCAAACUCGAAUUUAGCAAAUUGUAGAUAAAAUUUAAUGUACAGAAUACCAAAGUAUUAUGUAGUUCAUAUUUAACUACCUUUAUUUAUUAUUCAUUGCCAUCUUACCAUUUUUAUAUCGCAUACGUUAAGUAUACAGUGUGAAAAUAUUCAUCGUUUUACAAUUGAAAAGUUGUCUGAUCUGAAUCUGAAAUUGAUAUAUUUAUUGUCAUAAUUUUAUGUUUAACAAUAAAAAAUU